GACACCGUCAAGCCCGAGCUCAUCUGCAAGCUGGAGCGAGGAGAGACGCCGUGCGUUCCAGACCCCCCCGGGGAGCAGCGGAGGCACCGCAGCCCUGUGCCGGGCGGGUCCCGGGGGUCCGUGGCAGCGGUGGGUUGUUCCAUCAGCAGAAGCUGGGGGGACUCGUCCCAAAGCCAGCUCAGAGGGACCUCAGCGAACCACUCAGGACAACCUCAGCUCUCCCCCAUGAUACCCCCCCAGCCUUUGCAGAAGCCGCUCCCCACGUGUCCUGAGUGCAACAAGAGCUUCAGGACCCGGACUGCAUUGGCCAUCCACGAGCGGAGCCACACGGGCGAGCGCCCCUUCACCUGCCCUGAAUGCGGCAAGAACUUCAUCCAGAAAAAACACCUGGUCAAACACCAGCUCAUCCACACCAAGGAAAGCCCCUUCAUCUGCGCUGACUGCAACAAGAGCUUCAGCCAGAAGGGCUCCCUUAUCAAACACCAGCGCAUCCACACUGGCGAGCGUCCCUUCACCUGCUCCGUCUGCAGCAAGAGCUUCAGCCGCAAGGGUGACCUUGUCAUCCACCAGCGCAUCCACACCAAGGAACGCCCCUUCAUCUGCGCUGACUGCAACAAGAGCUUCAGCCAGAAGGGCUCCCUUAUCAAACACCAGCGCAUCCACACUGGCGAGCGUCCCUUCACCUGCUCCGUCUGCAGCAAGAGCUUCAGCCGCAAGGGUGACCUUGUCAUCCACCAGCGCAUCCACACCAAGGAACGCCCCUUCACCUGCUCCGACUGCGGCAAGAGCUUCAACCGCAAGGGUGACCUUGUCAUCCACCAGCGCAUCCACACCAAGGAACGCCCCUUCAUCUGCGCUGACUGCAACAAGAGCUUCAGCCAGAAGGGCUCCCUUAUCAUCCACCAGCGCAUCCACACGGGUGAGCGACCCUUCACCUGCUCCGUCUGCAGCAAGAGCUUCAGCCGCAAGGGUGACCUUGUCAUUCACCAGCGCAUCCACACUGGCGAGCAUCCCUUUGCUUGCAACCACUGCAACCACUACUUCAGCCAAAAGCAACACUUGGUCAUCCACCAGCGCAUCCACACGGGUGAGCGACCCUUCACCUGCUCCAACUGCAGCAAGAGCUUCAGAGAGAAGGGCUCCCUUAUCAAGCACCAGCGCAUCCACACGGGUGAGCGACCCUUCACCUGCUCCGACUGCGGCAAGAGCUUCAACCGCAAGGGUGCCCUUGUCAUCCACCAGCGCAUCCACACGGGUGAGCGACCCUUCAUCUGCACUGACUGCGGGAGGAGCUUCAGAGAGAAGGGGGCCCUGAUCAAGCACCAGCGCAUCCACUCCACUGAGUCCCCUCGCUGCUCCAACUGUGACAAGAACUUCAUCUGGAAGUGCGCCCUGACGAAUCACCGGUGUGUACACACUGGUGAGCGUCCCUUUGCCUGCAGCCACUGCAACCACCACUUCAGCCCUCACCUCCACUCUGGCCCAGCCCCCUGGUUGCUGGAGAAGACCCCCUCCAUGUUCCCUGAGUGCAAGAAGAGCUUUAGGAACCAGACUGCACUGGCCAUCCAUGAACAGAGCCACACGGGUGAGUGGCCCUUCACCUGCUCCAGGUGUAGCAAGAGCUUCCUCCAGAAGGACUCUCUGAUCAACCACCAGCGCAUCCACACAGGUGAAUGCCCCUUUGCCUUUAUUGACUGUGGGAAGAGCUUUAGCAACACCAUCUCCCUUCUCAAGUGUAAGUGAAUCCACAGUGGUGAGAAGCCCUUUUCCUGUGUCAACUGCAGCAAGAGCUUCAGCCAGGAGGGCCACCUCAUCACCCGCCUGUGCAUCCACACCGCAGAGCACCCCUUUGCCUGCACUGAUGGCGG
This is a messenger RNA of Cuculus canorus (common cuckoo), 1868 nucleotides long. RefSeq names its product gastrula zinc finger protein XlCGF57.1-like. NCBI's taxonomy places the organism in Eukaryota, Metazoa, Chordata, Aves, Cuculiformes, Cuculidae. The record is from RefSeq and is a predicted model, not a curated record.